CUUCGCAAUCCUGAGAAACAGCUAGUGGGAAGACAGAGAAAUAUAUCCACCUGAAAUUCAUCCACUUGGGUUUAUCAGGAGAUGCGGACGUUUUUGUUCCUUUUGCUUAUUUGCCUCAUCGUUGGAGAUGCUUUGGCCAGAAGAAGCCGGUGUAAAAAGAGGGCUAAACUAGGAGACAAGUGUAAAUAUGAAGAGAAAAUCAGAGGCCGAUGGAGGCAAAGGUCAUGUGCUGCCGACGAAAUUUUUUCGGGGGCAAGUUGUGGAUGUGAAAUUGACUGGGAGGCAAAAUACAAGAGUUUGGUGAAAAACGGAGGCAAUGGUGGAAAUGGAGAGAAUGGAGGAAACGGAGACGGAGGCGAUGAUGGCGAAGACGACGAAGACGACGGUGGCGAUGACGGAGACGAUGGUGGUGAUGAUGGAGAGAACGGGGAUGGUGACGGUGAUGGUGACGAUGAUGAUUAUGGAAAAUAUGAUGGUGAUUAUGGAGAAGAUGAUGGAGACGAUUCUGCAAGUAGUAGCUCCAGCAGUGAAUCAGGAAGUAGCUCAAGCAGUGGAUCAGGAAGUGAUUCCGACAGUGGAUCUGGGAGUGGAUCAGACAGUGGUUCAAGUAGUGGAUCAGGAAGUGGAUCAGACAGUGGAUCAAGAAGUGAUUCUAGUAGCGAAUCAGGGAGUGGAUCAGACAGUGGAUCUAGCAGUGGUAGUGACUCAGGAAGUGGAAGCAGCGAAAGCAGUGAUGACUCAGGAGAUUCUUCAGAUUCUGGAUCGGGAUCUGGAAGUGGAUCUGGAUCUGAGAGUGACUCGGGAAGUGGUUCGAGUAGUGGAUCUGGAAGUGGAUCAGGAAGUGAUAGUGAUUCAGGAAGCGGUAGCAAUGAAAGCUCUGGAUCUGGGAGUGACUCAGGAUCUGGAAGUGGAUCAAAAAGUGGAUCAAGAUCUGGGAGUGGAUCAAGCAGUGGCUCUGACAGUGGUAGUGACUCAGGAAGCGGAAGCGAUGAAAGCUGUGAUGAUGACUCAGGAGAUAGUUCAGAUUCUGGAUCAGGGUCUGGAAGCGAUAGUAGUUCUGGUAGUGGCAGCGGUUCAGGAUCUGGGAGUGGAUCUGGGUCUGGAAGUGGAAGCUCUGGAAGUGACAGUAGUUCAGGAAGUGGAUCAAGUAGUGGAUCAAGUAGUGGAUCAAGAAGUGGAUCAAGUAGUGGAUCUGACAGUGGGAGUGGAUCUAACAGCGAUGAUGACGAUGAUGAUGGUGAUGAUGAUGGAUUGGAAUAUGAUGGCAACGGAAAAAAUGGGAACAAAUACGGCAAAAAAAGAUAUUCUAAAAUACUCAGGGCACUGAAAGGUGGAAGGGGAAAUAAAAAAAGAAAUGGCAAGGAUAAAGGAAAUGGCAAGGGAAACGGAUGCGGACCUGAUGGCAAAGGACCUGACUGUGACAAUGGUAAUAAAAAAGGCAAAGGCAAUGGCGGGAAUGAAAAAGGAGGUAGAAAUGGAAAGAACAAAAGAAAUGGCAAAGAGAACGGAAAUGAAUGCGGUCCAGACGGAAAAGGACCUAAUUGUAACAAUGGAAAUGGUAAUGGUAACGGCAAGGGAAAUGGUGGAAAGAGAAGGAAAGGAAAUGGUAAAGGAAAUGGUAAUGGUAAUGGAAAGAAUGGAAAUGGCAAUGGAUGCGGACCUGAUGGAAAAGGUCCUGGUUGUGAAAAUGGUAAUGGAAAAGGUAAUGGAAAUGGCAAUGGCAAUGGGUGCGGACCUGACGGAAAAGGACCUGGUUGUGGAAAUGGUAAUGGAAAUGGCAAUGGUAAUGGAUGGAAUGGUGGAAACGGAAAUGGUAAUGGCAAUGGAUGCGGACCUGACGGAAAAGGACCUGGAUGUGGAAAUGGUAAUGGAAAUGGCAAUGGUAAUGGAAAUGGCAAUGGUGAUGGAAAUGGCAAUGGUAAUGGCAAUGGACACUAUGGAAAUGGUAAUGGCAAUGGAUGCGGACCUGACGGAAAAGGACCUGGUUGUGGAAAUGGUAAUGGAAACGGCAAUGGAAAUCGAAAUGGAGGGAAUGGAUACUAUGGAAAUGGUAAUGGAAAGGAUAAUGGAAAUGGAGGGAAUGGAUACUAUGGAAAUGGUAAUGGCAAUGGAAACGGAAAUGGAAAUGGCAAUGGAAAUGGCAAUGGAAAGGGUAAUGGGAAUGGAGGGAAUGGACACUAUGGAAAUGGUAAUGGAAAUGGAUGCGGACCUGACGGAAAAGGACCUGGUUGUGGAAAUGGUAAUGGAAACGGCAAUGGAAAUGGCAAUGGAAAGGGUCAUGGAAAUGGAGGGAAUGGAUACUAUGAAAAUGGCAAUGGGAAGGGUAAUGGAAAUGGAGGGAAUGGAUACUAUGGAAAUGGUAAUGGCAAUGGAAAUGGAAAUGGCAAUGGAAAGGGUAAUGGGAAUGGAGGGAAUGGAUACUAUGGAAAUGGUAAUGGAAAUGGAUGCGGACCUGACGGAAAAGGACCUGGUUGUGGAAAUGGUAAUGGAAACGGCAAUGGAAAUGGCAAUGGAAAGGGUCAUGGAAAUGGAGGGAAUGGAAACUAUGGAAAUGGUAAUGGAAAGGAUAAUGGAAAUGGAGGGAAUGGAUACUAUGGAAAUGGUAAUGGCAAUGGAAACGGAAAUGGAAAUGGCAAUGGAAAUGGCAAUGGAAAGGGUAAUGGGAAUGGAGGGAAUGGACACUAUGGAAAUGGUAAUGGAAAUGGAUGCGGACCUGACGGAAAAGGACCUGGUUGUGGAAAUGGUAAUGGAAACGGCAAUGGAAAUGACAAUGGAAAGGGUCAUGGAAAUGGAGGGAAUGGAUACUAUGAAAAUGGCAAUGGAAAGGGUAAUGGAAAUGGAGGGAAUGGAUACUAUGGAAAUGGUAAUGGCAAUGGUAACGGAAAUGGAAUUGGCAAUGGAAAGGGUAAUGGGAAUGGAGGGAAUGGAUACUAUGGAAAUGGUAAUGGAAACGGAAAUGGAAACGGCAAUGGAAAUGGAAAUGGAGGGAAUGGAUACUAUGGAAAUGGUAAUGGCAAUGGAUGCGGACCUGACGGUAAAGGGCCAGGUUGUGGAAAUGGUAAUGGAAACGGAAAUGGGAAGAAUGGAAACCCAGGGUAUUGGCAGAAACCCGCAGUUUCUGGGGCAUCACUCUCAUCUGGAGGUGUUAAAAAGACACAAUUACCAGUUUACCUUUUUAGAAGACCGUACUCUCUCAAAAAAUAUUCAUAUAAAACGCCUUGCAAUCCCUCUGAUCCAAAUACAGUUUGCUAGCAGUCUUCCAUGGGUAUGUUUAAAAUUAUAUUGUACUUUAUGGUGGGCCUUGCAAAGUCUAUCUUUUUAGAUUUUUUUCAUUUGUGAAAUAAUGUACAUGUACGUUUUAUAAUUGUUUUGUACACAUGACACAGUAUUAAAUAUGUUUCAAUAAAAUGAAUCAUUGAUA
Saccostrea echinata is the source of this 3421-nucleotide messenger RNA. RefSeq names its product fibroin heavy chain-like. The transcript is spliced from 4 exons. NCBI's taxonomy places the organism in Eukaryota, Metazoa, Mollusca, Bivalvia, Ostreida, Ostreidae. The record is from RefSeq and is a predicted model, not a curated record. The coding region runs from base 82 to 3252 and encodes 1056 amino acids.